Messenger RNA from Conger conger (European conger), 2583 nucleotides. RefSeq lists its product as uncharacterized. The transcript has 2 exons. Gene Ontology annotation, biological process: DNA integration; proteolysis. The record is from RefSeq and is a predicted model, not a curated record. The coding region runs from base 1 to 2493 and encodes 830 amino acids. Gene Ontology annotation, molecular function: nucleic acid binding; aspartic-type endopeptidase activity; zinc ion binding. NCBI's taxonomy places the organism in Eukaryota, Metazoa, Chordata, Actinopteri, Anguilliformes, Congridae.
AUGGAGGACGCCAUCAACGCUCUACUGCGGUCACAAGGCGCCCUGCAGAAAGCCGUGGCGGAGCUGUGCCAAAAGUCCAGCCCGGCAACAAGCCACCGGACGCCCAAAGACGUACUGCUGAAGCAGACCCCGGACGAUGAAAUUGAGGCCUACCUCGAGACCUUCGAACGGGCGGCUUACCUGGAGAAGUGGCCUCAAGGCGCCUGGGGCUCCCUCCUGGCCCCAUUCCUCAGCGGGGAGGCCCAGAAGGCGUACCGGGGACUGCCUCCGGCCGAAGCCCACGACUACCCCACCCUCAAAGCCACCAUCUUAGCCCAGUAUGGCUACAGCCUCCCCGCCAGGGCACAGCGGUUCCACCAAUGGGCCUAUGACCCCGCCCUCCCGGCGCGAGGACAGGUGAUGAGCCUGGGGAGGCUAACCAAAAGUUGGCUAGUCGAGGGCGACGGGCCGCCCCUGCUCGACCGGGUGGUGUUGGAUCGCUGUGUCCGAGCCCUGGCCCCGGACGUCAAGAAAUAUGUGGCCCAGCAGGGGCCCCGCUCCAUUGAUGCCCUGGUCAACCUCCUGGAGAACCACCAGGUGGCCCAAGAGAUGGUCAGGGGAACCAAAACGGAAAGCCCCCGAAGAACCCCAAGCGCGGUCCGACUGGAGCCACCAACCAGGCCACGGUGGAGAGCGGACGACCGGGACGAGGGACUCCGCCGGAGAGAGACCAGACGGUGCUUCGCCUGUGGCCGGGAGGGCCACCUGAGCCGGGAUUGCCCAGGGAGGGAGGAGUCCAUGGCCACUGCACCUGAGACGGGCCGACCCUGCCACUACCUCACCACGUGCUGGGCCCACAAGGGCACUGCCGCCCCUAGGCUACCCGUCCGGAUCGGGGGUCAAGACGCGGAGGCCUUGCUGGACUCGGGGAGUGCUAUUACCCUGGUGAGACCAACCCUAGCAGGGGGGAGACGGGGAGAGGACAUCGCCGUCACCUGCAUCCACGGCGACGUACGAAGCUACCCCACCGCCGAGGUAACCAUCAUCACCCCUAGAGGUCAAUUCACGGGAAGGGUGGGGGUAGUCGAGAGCCUCCCAGUGGAGGUGCUGCUGGGAAGAGACUGCCCCCUCUUUCUCAGCUACUGGAGUGAGAGGGCGACCUCGGAGAGGCCAAGUCACACACCCCGACCCCGCCGGAAGGGCCACCGGGAACCCCACCCGGUUUGGGUGGCCCCUGCCGGGGAUAGUGAGGAGGAGGAGAUCUCGCCCCAAGGGGGGAGGGGACCGACCACGCAACCCCCUACCGAGAGCACGGAUACAGCCCCGGAGCGACCGGACCCACCACCACCCCUGGAGGCGGAAGGGGGUAGCGCGGGGGGGUUUUCGGAGUUUCAACCCGAACUAGAGAGGGCCCCAACGGACUUCGGCUCCGCCCAGCUGCAAGAUCCCCUCCUCGCCCAGGCCUGGAGGGCCGCUGCUUACAUUGAGGGCGUCCCACAAGGCGGGGUGAGUAGACCGGCCUACCCGUAUUUUAAAGUCCAGAAUAACCUGCUGUAUCGGACCUGCAACAGGGACCCGGGAGAGCUGGACCAACUUCUGGUACCCCGGAGCCACACCUCCAAGGUGCUCUACCUCGCCCACACCCACCUGUUGGGGGCCCACCUGGGAAGGGAGAAGACGUAUGAGCGGAUCCUAUCUCGCUUUUACUGGCCUGGCAUCAAACGGGCAGUGGAGGACUACUGCCGACAGUGUGCGGAGUGUCAACUGCACAGCCCCCGGGUGACGUAUCGCAAUCCCUUAAUCCCCCUCCCCAUUAUAGAUGUGCCCUUCCGCCGCAUUGCUAUGGACAUAGUGGGACCCCUGCCCAAGUCCAGCCGGGGUCACCGCUACAUCCUGGUAAUCGUUGAUUACGCCACCCGUUACCCGGAGGCCGUACCCUUACGGGCCGCGACGGGGAAGAGCAUCGCGAGGGAGCUGUUCCUCCUCUUCAGCCGGGUGGGGAUUGCGGAAGAGGUCCUGACAGACCAGGGGACCUGUUUCAUGUCGGGCGUGAUGAGGGAGAUGUGCCGCCUACUCCGGGUCCAACAAGUGAGGACGUCCGUCUACCACCCCCAGACCGACGGGCUGGUAGAGCGGUUUAACAAAACCCUCAAGUCAAUGCUGAGGAAAAUGAUCACAACGGACGGUAAGGACUGGGAUCAUUUAUUACCGUACCUAUUAUUUUCGAUACGUGAGGUCCCACAGGCAUCCACGGGGUACGCGCCCUUCGAGUUGCUGUAUGGGAGACGUCCCCGAGGGCUACUGGACCUCGCGAAGGAGGCCUGGGAGCAGCAGCCGUCCCGACAACGCACCCUCCUGGAACAUGUGGAAGCUAUGGACCAGCGGAUGGCAAAAAUCUGGCCCAUGGUCCGGGAGCACAUGCAGCAGGCCCAGAAGGAGCAGGCUAGACUGUACAACCGAACAGCCCAGGCGGCGCCACCGGAACACCAGAAGUGGCCACGGGAGACCUGCUGACCGACCGGCAGCGCCAAGACCUCCGCGAGCUGGUGAGUCAACACCGGGAUGUGCUCUCCCACCUCCCGGGCCGGACUACCAAGGUCCACC